AUGUUGCAGCAGACAAAUACGUUGCAUGUAGCGAUUCGAGCUGCCAGUGACUUGACCGCCACGUUCUCUGCCUCAGUAUUUGGAACACAGCCUCCGUCAUCAUUAACGUGUGGGGAACCUGGAUCAAAUCAGGUGCAGUUCUUCCUGGAUCCAUUUGAAGACAAAGAAUGUGCUGGAGCCGACUUUAUUCUGGUUUUUAUGAUGUCUGUGGUCAUUUUUGUUCUUACAUGGUGGGGGAGAUGGUUUAUUUGGGAACCACUCGCAGAUCUGAGAAUCAGUGGCUCAAAGAAACACUUUGACCCUUCAGUGAAGAAGCGAUUUGGGGUUACAUUGACGUCGAUAAUUGUGCACGUAUGUUCCGCAUUCUUUGUAUUCAGAAUUCUUGUCCCAACGGAAUGGUUAUACAAGCCCUCUUGCUGGGUUGACAAUAUUGACGAUGAUACGAUUGAUGCGGACUUGAAAUUUUACUACCUGCUAUACCUCGCUCGGUACUGCUCCGAUUCCGUAUCAAUACUGUUCGAAGAAAGAAGGAAGGACCAAUUCUUGCAAAUGGUAUAUCAUCAUGCUGUCACAAUAGGAUUGGUAGUGUGUUCCAUAAACGCUAGAUACACGCGGUUUGGCGGCGUCAUCAUGUUCUUCUUCGACUGGGCCGACAUUCCAUUACAAUGCGCGAAAGCCUCCAAGUAUCUGUCCGUCGAACCCAAGGACUUUUACAAUUAUGUUGCCAACCGACUAUUUGAGCUGUUUGCGAUAACUUAUUUUUUGACUCGCAACUGCAUGUUCAACUUUGUGGUGUACACGGCACUCAGGGAUCUUCCAGACACAUCGAGCGGUGCGACAGCGCGAAUACUGCUGGUCAUGUUGGCUGCCAUACAAACAUUUUGGUUGACGCUAUUGAUCAAGGCAGUGAAGAAACAAAUCGCAAAUGGAGGCAACGUGGAAGACAUUCGAGAGGAGGAUAAAAAGAAAUUCGAAUGA
Messenger RNA from Cylindrotheca closterium, 978 nucleotides. The record is from the annotation of a GenBank genome assembly. Lineage: Eukaryota; Bacillariophyta; Bacillariophyceae; Bacillariales; Bacillariaceae.